This is a messenger RNA of Pelagomonas calceolata, 1245 nucleotides long. Lineage: Eukaryota; Pelagophyceae; Pelagomonadales; Pelagomonadaceae. The record is from the annotation of a GenBank genome assembly.
CCCAGCUUGUGCGCGCCGCGGGCGCUCGCGAUCGCACCAGUGCUUAUCGGGCUGCCGGCAGCCCGCAUCGUCCGCAGCAAAGAAGCCGAGCGCCCGACGCUCGAGGGAGCUGCCUGCCCCAGCCAGAAAAAAAAACAAACACAGCCAAAAUGCCCAGCUUAAGCAGCUUCAUGAAGAGCCCGCCGCGGGCCGAGCGCAAGAAGGCGAGCCCGCCUCCUUCCUCACCAGGAGGGCACGACAUGUUCAGCCCCGGGCCGUCGUCCACCCGAAAGCGGCGGCCGAGCCAGGACGACGCGCUCCCGCCGGUCGAUGAAAACGAUGACGCGGACCCGUUGCGGAGGGACGUGCGCGUGGGGCCUGGAAGGAUUGGCGUCAUUUUUGAGGACGUGGCGCGGGGCGUCGGGGCGAGGGUGGCCGUUGUUACAAGAGAGUCGCCUCUGCAAGGAAUCGUCGACGCCGGCUGGAUUAUUACGAGUGUGAACGGCGUCGACGUCACGGGUGUUGGGGCUGCUGCGGCUGAGGCUGUGGUCGAGAAGCGGGGCGACCAAGCGCGGCGGUUGAUCUUCGAGGCGCCGCGCGGGGUCGACGAGGUGCGGGAAAUAGCUCUUGAGAAAAAUGCUUUGCAAGAUGUAGGAGCUGCGUUAGCACCCGAUGUCAAACCGCCGACGCUGGAAACGGUGCCGCCCGGAACACUGUUGGGACGGGUGGCGCCCGGUUCUAGAAUAGUAUCGGUGGACGGCGUGGACUUGACGGGUCUGGACGCGCGGGAAGCUCGCAUGGUCUUCGGCAAAUUGACAGGAACGGCCUUCGCGCUGCGGUUCGUGACGCCGGCGGUCACGCCCGUGCUCUUGGACUCUGUCGACUUCUUCGACGAAAAAACGUUUGACUCCUCAAAAGCCGCCGCGAGCGCCUGGUGCGAGCAUUCCGGCGUGGUGUUGGCCUCCGUCGAGACGGUCAAUCGGGGGCGGCAGGGCGACCGUAUCCGAUUAUGGUACAACAAGCUCGAUCGUCGGAACCUGCGGCCCGCGGUCGCGCUCGCCGUGGAAGAGCACUCCCAGGGCAUCCGCCCGUCCUCCGUUGCCUUUGGUGGGGACCUGCCGCGGCCGCCUCCCCCGACGCCGCCGCGCGACUCGCCGGGCGACUCGCCGGGCCGCCGCGCGGUGAAGAAGGUCGUGUCGAUCUUCUCGUCGCCCACGAAGGUCGACGAGGAGGUCUAGGUCGUUUUUAACUUCUUCGUUUUAGUCA